This is a messenger RNA of Cinara cedri, 6372 nucleotides long. The record is from the annotation of a GenBank genome assembly. Lineage: Eukaryota; Metazoa; Arthropoda; Insecta; Hemiptera; Aphididae.
AUGACUUCCAGAAAUUUAAUUAAGGCCUGCAAAUCGUUAGACGUGAAUUACGAGGAUUAUUGCGAUUCCGAAGUUGCGUUAAACAAAAUUACAAAAGAGGAAAUCUUGUCCUGGAAGAAGUGAGUACAAUGUUAAUAUGAAAUGAAUGAUACGCACGGUUAAUGUGACGUUAUAUUAUCUGAUCGAAAUCCUUAUUAAUUACGAUCGAAUCCAAACAAAUACAAAAUAUACGAUACAAAGUAAUUUCAAAAUUCGUAUGUUCUACAUUUAAAAAGUACUGUUAUACUUAUUUUAUUCCGAAGAAUCUCAUUUGAGUACCUAUAAUUUAAUAUUAGUUAAAUCUUAACGUGCAAUUACUCGUAUUUUAAUAUAAUACGAAUGUUCAGAAAUAUAUCAUUUAUUUUUAAUUGUACUAUCAAAUUAUUACUGAUAAUAGUCUGAUAAUAAGUGCAUGAUAUAAGAUCUAAUCGUGUAUAUUAAUAAGUGAUAACUAAGUAAAUAAUUAGCAAUGUACCUAUCAACUGACCAUUCGUACUUAUUAAUUUUUGUAGAAACCUCAAACGUAAUCCGCCGUCACCUCCAGUUCCAGACGUUCUCACGAUUCAUCACAAAACAUGUGAAAAAAUUAUAAAUAUUUUGUACAAAUCUUUAUUUAUGAUUUUUAUUAUUUUUAUUAUUUUCAUUGUAUAUUUUUUAAUUAUAUUAAAUAAAUUUAAUUAAUACAUUUUUAUAGUGAAAAUUUACCUAUUAUGCUUAUGUUUAAUGGUUUCGUACACAAACCUUGAAAAUAGCAUUUUUGGAAUGAAUCCAAAAUGUCAAAAGUAUUUCUUUUUCUUUUAUUUAUAAGUAGUUUUUGAUUAUUUUGAUUAAAAUCAGAUUGUCAGAAACACCCGAAUAUGUUCAAGCGAUGUGAACAUUAUCUAUUAUAUGAUUAUUAUAUGAGUGUAUGUAUGUGUCGCAUCUACAUAGUGAAAUCCUUGAGUGUUGAACUAUUAUUUAUUAUUUUAAAUUUCAAGUAUAUACGAUAUGUAUAGUUAAUUAAAAUUAUAAUAUACCUAAUGUAUUGUUAAAUAACUUAUAAUUUAAAUAAUAGGCGAGGUUCUGAUCCCUUCACUGUGAAUACGCCACUAUGCUAUUAAAUGCUAUUAAAAUACUACAUCAGUCAACUUUUUAAUGGCCUGGACACACUAAUUUGAUUCUUGUACAUACGCUACAGGUAGAAAUACAAAAAUAGUGUAUGAAUGUUAUAAUUUGAAAAUAGAUUAAUAGAUUUUCCUUAUUUAUUUAUGUGUUUCACUAAGUCCUUCACUUUUAGAUUUCAACUUCAAAUUACAUAUGUACUUCAAAGGGUGUAGAAAAUAGAUGUUUGAAGACCUGUCUUAGAUUCAAAUAUUUUGUAUGAAAUUAUAUAUUUUAACAGACAUUACCUUUGUAGUGUCUCCAAUAUAGGAAUCUGUGCAUUUAGUUACAGUAAAAUUAACACCAAGAUAAUUGCUGGAAGAUAAAAUUUGUCACCAUUCCACUAAAAGAGUAUUAGUAGAAUAAAAUUGUACAACGCAAUUUUUUUGCAAUGUAAGUGUUUAGUGUAGUAUUGAAUAUAAUUUAACUUUAAAAGGCUGUCCUAAAAUUAUGGGAAUGGGUGCAGCCACUAUUAUUGGUAAUGUAUAUUUGUAAACAAUGAUUAACCAUUGAUAAUGAAAAACCAAUUCUGAGUGGAAUUUAGUUGAUAGUGUCGCUUUGUUAACAACGCAUAGGUAAUUAUUUUGGUAAAUAAUUACAAAUGCAUUACAUGUUUUCUUAAAUAAUAUUAAUUUAGUAUUGAACCUAUUUUUGGGAAAAUAAAAAAAUUACCUACCUUAGUACCUCUUCAGUUCCUUUUAGAAAAUGUGCUAUCAUUGUAAAUUAAAAUAAAAUUCUAGUAGAAAAAUUGUUCCCCGAUAAAAAAAAACAUCAUUGUGAAACCAUAAGUUUCCUUGUUCUACUCAGGAUCUAAAAUUAUAUAUUUAUAGAAUUUGGCCCUGUACUAUAAUAAAUUAAUAUUUAUAAUGUAUUUUGGAUUCGGAGUGUAGCAAUUGUCUAUUAAUUUUAUAAUAAUAUGUGUCAUUUUUUGUGUCUGUGAACAAUUUUUCUACCAGAAAUCUUAUUCCAAUAUUUCAAGAGUAGCAUCUUUUCUGAAAGGAAAUUUUAUUUACUUGGUGCGUUGAGGAAGCUGUUUUUUUAAAAUUUCAAGAGAUUUUCAUAAUAAUUGGGAAAACCUCAAAAAAAAUUAUUGGCAAAUAUUUAUGGCACACAUCACUGAUUUCAUUGUUUUUAAUUUUUAUGAACUGUUUUAUACCGCAAAUAUUGUUUUUAACAAAAAAUAUCAAGUGAUGUGUUGUUUUUGCAUUUUGAAUCUUGUUGCUCACAAAGUAAGUCGUUUUUGAUUUUCUGUGUAGUUUUUUUAGUUAUUGAGCAAAAUGAAAAAACAGGAAGAAGGGGAAAAUGUACAGCGAUAAUGAUUUUAUUAUUUUCAAUUUUGUUUUUUUUUUUUUGUAAUUCAAUUUUAAAUAUUCGUAGACACUUAGGUAGGUGGUACUUGAUAGUCAGAAAAAAAAAAAUUUAAGUGUAAUUGUAGUCUAUUUUUUUUAUAAAAAUUGUAUUAUCAAAUUUUGAUGAAAUCAUAAAUAUGUCGGCCUUUCAAUACAUGUGUACUUAAUAUAUACAUAAUUAUAUAAUAAGCAUACCUAUCUAAAUGGAUGUAUUUAUGUAGUGUGGCUUGAAUGAUAGGAGUGAAGAAUACUCCAGUGGCGGAAGGGGCGUAUUUACUGGGAGGGGGGAUACGGGGGAUAGAUCUCUCCAUAAGCCAUGAGCCGUAUUUAGAAAACAUAUUGUUCUCUAAUACAAAUUGGAAGUUCAAAUGCAAAUCUUCAAAACUAUUAUGAAAUUAAAAAAAUUUUAAAUGUUUAAUUGUAUUGGUAGGUACUAAAAUAUUUAUAGAUUAUUAUUAUACUAGGUAAGCAAUAUUCUUAAUAGUUUGUUAAAUAAAUGGUAAAUUUCACUUAGAGCUCUACAUACCUACUACGUGUUCAAACGUGAUUAUUUCCGUAACGCACAUGGAAUUUACCGAAAUAUUUUCAAGUUAUUCAAGGUUCCAUUUUUAUUUUCAUAAUCUAAACUCGCAACGUAGGUAAUAAAGUAAACAACACGCCUUUUUCAUUUGAAAGAAGUGCUUUAAAAUCGUCUGCUAAUGCUUUAAUGAUAAUGUCUGAUUUAUUUAAUGAAUACGAAGUUGUAUUUUCAUUUAUAAACUUGUUAGGAAGUAUGUAUGAAAGAUUGGAGCAUUAAAGUGCUUAUAAAACAUUAUUGACAUUAUCUAAUAAUGGAAUAAUGUAGGCCAAUUUAUAAUAUUCUUCUGCAUUAUUGGUUAGAUAAUUUGUACGAUUCGUUUGUCUUGAACGAUUUCUUGGAAUUUUCAAAUCAAUUUUUUGAAUUUUAGCCACACUCUCCGAAUGUGUUCGUAAAAAAUCUGUAGAUUUAUCAUUAAUGGUCUUGGAGAAUCAAUGGUAUAUGGUUUAUCUUGAUUUGAUAUUUGUGUUUAACAUUAUAUUUGAACAAUGAAUAACUGCAGUGUACCUUCUGUGAUUGAUAUCACCAUCGCUAGAAAUGGUUAUUGCAAACAACAUAUUUUUAAAAUAAUCUACAGUUGUGAGAGAAUUGAUUAAAUUUGUGUGGUUUUCUGCCCGUUCGUUCAGGCUAAAAUUUGAAAAAAAUAAUUAAUAUUCUGUGUACUUGUAAUUUACUACGAUUUAUUACGAUUUAAAAUUUGCGGGAUGAAGAUAUUGUAAUCAAAGAGCAUUAUUAUUUUCUUUUUUUAAAACGUUAUUUUAUGGAUCGUGCAAUUGAAUUAAGAUAUGGUAUAAAAACUGACAUUCGGAAAUAAUCUUGACAACUUUCACUUUCAUAAUUUGCUCUUAGUGACUGUUUUUUACCGUUUUUGGAUAUAAAAUACAAAUAUCUAUAGCAGUGGCGACUAAUUCAUUUUCGUUAAAUAACAUUUAUACAAUUUCAUUAGCGUCCUUUCGAUGAUUAUCGAAAAUUUUUAGUAAUGAAUGAAUAUGUUUGCCGAUUUGGCUUAUGGAUAACCUUAAAUAAUGGUAUUAAUCAAUAUGUUCCAACUGAAUCCUAUACUGUUCCCACGAUGUAAAGAAUACUGUUCCUAAACUCUAUCAAUCUGUUGAGUAAUCCGAUUGUCUCAUCUAUAGAUAUUGAAUUUUAAUUUCUAUGGUCUCGUCGUAAAAUUAUAAUAUUAUGGAAAAAAAUUAACCUAACCAUAGAUGAUAAAUUAUUAUCUAUGUUAUAAACACAGAUAAUAUUCUUAACUUUAAGUUUGAUAACAGAUUAAUCCGUUAUAUUAAAUACAAACAAUAUAUUAAACUUAAUAACACAAAAUUGUUAAUUUUUGUGGUGAUUAUCUAUUUAUAUAAUAUAUAUGUAUAUAUAUCUGUGGUUGAACCGAAUAUAAACUUAGUUAGCCGUCUCUUUAAUUUCGAAUUAACUAAGUCGGGCUAUUUUAAAUGUAUUAUACUUUGACUAUAAAAAUAAAUUUAGAUGGUCAUGCUGACAAAAUACAAUUACAUAGCGAGUAGUUGAAAAAAAAAAAAAAGUGAGUCUUAAAAUUAGUCCCAUUUACCAUAAUAUUAUUGUUUAGUAUUCCAUUUGUAAUUGUUAGCACUGCACACGAGGUAACAUAGGUCUCACCUAUUAUACGAUCCAAGCUCUAUUAUUAUUACUCUGUGCCUCUAUGUGAUCGAUUCUAAGUUAUUACUAAAUCACUUUGUUUUUCUUGUAUUUUUACAUGGUAUUAACUGCAAUUUGUUAUGGAACGCAUUAUAAAGAAUACAUUUAUUGUGCAAGUGUAAUUGAUUAUUUAUUUAUUCAUUAUGUAUACUUGAGUUCCAAUUCAGCUUGGCGCUGAGAUAUUACAGUGGCGGCGAAGAUUUAAACGGAAAUACAAAUGUUAAAAGUGGGUACCUUGUGUAGUCGUGUCAGAAAAGAAGACUGCGGCAGCUCAAUCUUCAAUUGGUAUUGGGACUGAACCUGAAUACUUGUUCAGGGAAGAUUAGGAUUUGUAUGUGGACCAGUUUGAACAAUUUGUCAUCGUGAAUUAUGUGGAAGAAGAGCGGAAAGUUCUGGUAUUGAUUUCGGUUAUCGGUGAAACAAUGUAUGCGGUCCUACCGAACACAAUGAAAUUUGGUAAUCUGUCUAUUAUUAAAAGGUCAGUUUUCACUUGAAGUGUCAUUAUUUACGGAACGGGCAAAUUUUUUAUGAGUUGAAGCUGAAUGUCCAUGAAUCUGGGAACGAAUGGCAUGUUCGAAUUAAAACAUUGGUUAUGAGUUGCAUGUUUGGUCAGUUCCUGACAGAGAAGUUGAAAGACAAGUUUGUAACCGGAUUAACCAAGGACCAUAUACUGGAUUGAUUGUUCGAGAAGGAGUCUGAUAAGUCACUCACAGAUUUGGUGGGGAUCACUCUCAAGAAAGAAGCCUUGGUGAAACAGAGCGGCAUGACAUUGGUUCCUCUGAACAUUCUGAAGACAAUCAACCAAGUGAGCAGCAAAAAUAAAGGAUUCAGUAAAAUGGCAAAUAGGAAUGUAGAUGGUGCUGCAAACAAGAUUCAUAAGCCUCUGUCAUAUAUGAUGCAGCAUAAAGGAAGCUGGUCAGGUCAAAUAAGUCUACCAAGUUCUAUUCACUGUGGUAAAGGUAACCUUAAUUUUAGUUCAUGUAAAUACCGUGAGCAUAAAUGUAAGUUGUGUAACACGGUAAGCUAUAGUAUGUAAGCAAAACUUUAAUGUUUAAAAUAUAAAAAGAGUUUGAAGAACAAUGUUUUAAUGAAUUUGAGUUGUUUAAUGUUAAAAGUGGUUCAUAUAUAUAUCCCCGUAUUAAUUAAAGUCAAAAUUAUUGAUAAAUUAGUCAAAAUGGAAGUAGAUUGAUAAACUAGAAAGUAGUGGUAUAAUCAGAAAAAGUGAAUCAUGUCAAUGGGAAAUGUCUUUGGUCCCAGUGCUUAAGUCAUGUGGUAGAAUCAGUUAUGUGUGGAUUAUAAGUCCUUUAUUUAUAAAUACAUAAAAGAUGGGGUGGCAUUCAUUUUCAAAAUUAUAUUUUAGCACCGCAUAUAAUCAAUUGAAGGUAGGUAGUGAAACAAGCAAACUGUUAGCAUUGAGGGUACAUAUGAGGUACUUAGGUUGUACAGUAUUAGCCAACAAUAUCGAUCAUCCAACAUGUAGUUGAGAAAGCUUUUAGAGGUUGCCCAAUUACAGCUUAUUUGCUUGAUGAUAUAAUAAUUACCGGUAGAAAUGAUGCAGAACAUUUUGAAAAUCCUAGGGAAGUUCUUAGAAUGUGA